AAUCAGCAGAAGUAGCAGAUGAUGUAUCUAAUCUAUCUGGAUUAGCCAACGCUUCUUUAGCCAGGUCUGAUACUUUGCGAUUAUUUCUGGUACGUUUAUAUGGAGGAGAUGAAGUUUUGGAUGAGGAUGAUGCUUUACGUGAACAUGAGGAUGAAGCUUUAGACGGAGACACAACCUUAGAUGAAGACGAAGCUUCAGAUGGUGAUACAGUCUUAGGCAGAGAUGAAGCUUUAGGUAAAGAUGGAAUUUCAGAUGAAGAUGUGAUUUUAGUUC
Racocetra fulgida is the source of this 273-nucleotide messenger RNA. Lineage: Eukaryota; Fungi; Glomeromycota; Glomeromycetes; Diversisporales; Gigasporaceae. The record is from the annotation of a GenBank genome assembly.